This is a messenger RNA of Mauremys reevesii (Reeves's turtle), 420 nucleotides long. RefSeq names its product ribonuclease-like. NCBI's taxonomy places the organism in Eukaryota, Metazoa, Chordata, Testudines, Geoemydidae. Gene Ontology annotation, molecular function: nucleic acid binding. The record is from RefSeq and is a predicted model, not a curated record. The transcript has a single exon. Bases 1 to 420 code for a protein of 139 amino acids.
AUGGCCAUGAGAAGACCCCAUCUACGGUUACUGCUGCCCCUCGUCCUGCUGGCCGCCUGCCUGGGUCUGGCUAGUGGGACACCAUGGGCCUAUCUGGAAAACAGAUUCAGGAGGCACCACGUGGAUUUCCCACAAAGUUCAGCUGGCUUCCUCGACAACUACUGCGAUAAUAUGAUGUGGAGACGGAGAAUAGAUGGGACAUUAAUCAACACCUUCAUCCAUGCACCCAUGCGAUCUAUCACGCGUGUCUGCUCUGUGGGCGGAAUACACGUUUCAAAUGGCCUACGCAAGAGCAUUUUUCACUUCACUGUCACCACCUGCAGAUAUAACCCAUACACUAACUCUUACACUAAGGAAAACUAUUCCCGGCACAUUGUCAUCGGCUGCUGGAAUCUGCUCCCUGUGUUCUAUUUGGAGUAG